Messenger RNA from Penicillium canariense, 651 nucleotides. RefSeq lists its product as uncharacterized. The record is from RefSeq and is a predicted model, not a curated record. The transcript is spliced from 2 exons. Lineage: Eukaryota; Fungi; Ascomycota; Eurotiomycetes; Eurotiales; Aspergillaceae. Bases 1 to 651 code for a protein of 216 amino acids.
AUGGAGAGGGAGAAAGACAGGUUUGGCGCUGAUGACUUUAGGCAAGGUCUCGAGGUUCUGGACCAUGAGAUGGGUAAGGAUGACUGGCUCAUCGCCUUCGGCCCCAUAACCCUCAUCUCGACUGGAGGUUUCCUGGCGACGAAUUUUUUCCGGAAUCGAGAAAGCACAGGAGACAUAGACUACCUCCUGGAGCCGCAAUGGGCCCACGACAAUGACAUAAAAAAGCCAUUGCAGAAUGCGAUAACCCGAGCGGCCCGACAUCUUGGAUUCAUCGACGACUGGGUCAACGAAGAACUAGCCUUCUUCGUGCCGGACCAAUUCCGCCAGCUCCUGUUCGAGAAGGCUGAGGAGCAGAACAUCGUUCUGUGGGAAGGCACAUAUCUUCGUGUUCUCGCUGUGCCGCUGGAGUGGGCGCUUGAACGGAAGUUACGGCGCAUCCAUAAUAGCAGAAGGCAUGCCAAGCGGGGAUCUGAUAUCGCCGAUGUGCUUGCAAUUCUGAGGCAUCUGCGGGAGCAGAAUAACGGACCUUUGGAGAAGGAGUAUAUCCGGACCCUGAAUAUCUGCUCCUUUGAGGUCCCGCCUGACCAGGCAACGAUGAAUGAGAUCGCCGCUGCUUAUCGAGAAAAAUACAAUGAGGAGGCUUUUGUCUGA